Molecule: messenger RNA, 498 nt
Organism: Gloeophyllum trabeum ATCC 11539
Lineage: Eukaryota; Fungi; Basidiomycota; Agaricomycetes; Gloeophyllales; Gloeophyllaceae
Exons: 2
Source: RefSeq, a predicted model, not a curated record
AUCUAUGCAAGGCAGCUUGCUAAUCUCCGGCAUGGGCAUGCGCUCUGGGAGCCUGAUGUCAAUGACCCCAAUUGUGGUGUGGCUGUUGGGGAUGUGGGAUUCCUUCGUCAGGACGUUUUCGUCCGUCUUCUCAAUGCUCUGCUUCCUGCGGAUGAUCCGUCGCACGAAGCGCACGGUGUUCCUGGGGACUUCAGACCGCUCGCUAUCCCGAGUGAAAAAAUGCUUUCCAACUUUCGUAGGAAUCAGAUAAUCAUGCCAGAAAGCGGCCUGAAGCUCUCCUUUUCUGAAGAGGAAGGUGCAACACUCAUUUUGUUGAACCGAGCCCAGAGGACGGAUACCUUCAAAUUGGGUUCUUUCCGCGAGCACAUGCUCCAUAACUGCCGCGACUCGCUAAGAUUCGCAAAUGAGCAAUGCGGCUUCGAAAUCACCCUUACCGACGUCUUCUUUGUUACUGGGUACGAUAAGACGACGCACUGGGCAGUCACGGCAUUUUCAAGC